AUGGGUCGUCGAUUGCAAUAUUUAGUUAAAGUCAGUGUUGAACACGAUCAACCAUUGAUAGCUGCAGGACUAGUACUAGCAGUAAUUUCACUACCCUUGUAUAUUCAUUUUACAAUAAUCUUAUCAAACAAUUAUCACAGUACUAAUAUCGAAUUGAACAAUUCGUCAGACAUUGCAGCACCCAGCGGAUCUUUAACAAGCUCUGUACAAUUAUUUUCAUCGAAAACGCCUGAAAUAUCAUCAGAAAGUUAUCCUUUACUAUAUGAAACAUCUGGUUUUCCACUUGGCAAUACUCUUUAUUAUAAUCUCAAUAGCAAAUGUCAAAAUAAUGGUUAUAUUAGUAGCGUCAAUUGUCGUCUAUUCAAUAAAUGGAAAGAUGAUACUGAAUUACUUUAUUUACUUGUCUUAUCGGGAUGGAUGCUUCAGCAUGAUAUUACCAAUCGUUAUGCCACUAAUCCUAAGAAAAAUACCACAGAAUAG
Molecule: messenger RNA, 480 nt
Organism: Rotaria socialis
Lineage: Eukaryota; Metazoa; Rotifera; Eurotatoria; Philodinida; Philodinidae
Source: the annotation of a GenBank genome assembly